This is a messenger RNA of Tribolium madens (black flour beetle), 4895 nucleotides long. It is a transcript of the gene Pi3K68D, whose product is annotated as phosphatidylinositol 4-phosphate 3-kinase C2 domain-containing subunit alpha. The transcript has 14 exons. Gene Ontology annotation, cellular component: cytoplasm; phosphatidylinositol 3-kinase complex; plasma membrane. The record is from RefSeq and is a predicted model, not a curated record. Gene Ontology annotation, molecular function: phosphatidylinositol binding; 1-phosphatidylinositol-3-kinase activity; 1-phosphatidylinositol-4-phosphate 3-kinase activity. The coding region runs from base 143 to 4813 and encodes 1556 amino acids. Lineage: Eukaryota; Metazoa; Arthropoda; Insecta; Coleoptera; Tenebrionidae. Gene Ontology annotation, biological process: phosphatidylinositol-3-phosphate biosynthetic process; cell migration; phosphatidylinositol-mediated signaling.
UCUGAAAACAUUUUAAGGUUAUGUUGCAGACUUUUAUUUUUUGCCUUGUUUAAGCCCAAAUAGUGCAAAAUGUCGUUUUUCUACCACCCUGUGUUAUAAAACAUUCAUUGUUAGGGCUCCUCGUCGCUUGACCACCCCCACAAUGUCUCGCGAAGUCAACUACGACCGCAAAUACCAGGAGGACUUGGAGCGGGCCCAAGCCCUAAGUCUGGAGUCCCUCGCCUUGGAACAGUUCAAAAAUAAACGCCUGCAAGAGCUCAAUAGUAAAAACGUCUCAGUCUCAAGGGCCUCAUCAAUGAACGCAACCGCCAACCCGCGCCCCCGUCCCGGCCCCUCCGCCGCCACCUCCCCUUCCACCCUCCUCGCACCGCCGCCCCGCAAAACCUCCGCACACGACAGCCCCGAUCUGAUUUCGUUCGCCAACCCCCCGACCACCACGUACCCCCAUGUGGGGUGGGUGACACCCCAGAUGUGGUACCGCCCCCCGGCGCUGCCCCCCAAGAACCAGCACCGGCCCCCGCCCCCGAGACCCACAGUGCGCCCCCAUGAUCUCAUCAAUUUGGCCCACGAAGACACCAAUAGUGUCCGGGUUAGCAUUUUGCAGGAAUUUGACCCGAUUUUAUCCUCCGGGGAAUACCCGGAUUUGAGGACGGUAAGUCCGGAUUUUGCCGAUGAUGGCGCUUCGGUCUACGACGAUUACGACCCCUAUGAUAUCUACACGGGCUCGGGGAAUAACAGUAUGUGUGAUCCGGUGUAUGCUAAGACAGCCCCCCAGUCGCCGCCCCCGUUGCCCCCACGGGGGUAUCUCACCGAUAAGUUGAACCUUUUGGAUGGGAUUGUACGAGUGGGUGAAAAAAAUGCACAAAGGGAUUCGGAUUUGAAGGGAUUUUAUAAUAUGGUCAAGAGUGUGAGGGGGAAGUACCGAUUUAAUGAUCCUGAUACUAAUAUGGGAUUGGUGAUAAGUCCCAUGGUUGAUUAUGAAUACAAGGAUGGGACGAGUAUUAAAUUGUGUGUUUACCCCGAUUUCGAGGGGGCUGAUAUCAAUAAACCGAUCAAUUUUACCUGCGAUGUUAAUUGCAGCAUCGAACACGUGACUUUACAACUGACUUGCGACCUCGACGCCCCUUCUAAAGACAAAUACACCCUUAAAGUGUGGGGUUGUAAUGAGUACCUCGUCCCCACCACAUUUCUAUCAGACUAUGAGUACGUCCAUAAUUGCAUCAAACUCGAAGAAGACAUUCUUUUAACCCUAAUACCCGAUUCUAAAGUCGAUAAGUCAUUCGCACGAACGCUCCAGGAUGAUAACCGUGACCGUGAUUUGACCUACGAAGAUGUCAUACCCAAUGACAGUACCAUUCAUUUGACAUAUGACAAUCUAGUGAUCCUUUUGGAAACAGUUGAAAAUGAAAUGAGGAAAUUGGAAGAGGCGGCUUUGCAAAUCGAAAAAUGCAACAGCCCUUUGACAAUGCCGGCCCUUCAACCCUUGAAGGUCAUCCAAUCGGCGAAAUGCGUCAUCAACCUUAUGGGUAAUCUAAGCACACUUGAUCUAACAUCGGCCGUUGAUGAUUUACAGAGGAUCACGACGAGUCGACCACUUCAAUCGCCGUUUAACGACGCGAUUUCGAGUACUUGUAAUCGAAUCCGAUUAGCGAUUCAGAAUCUCAUUGAAAUGUACUCGCAAGCGUUUAAAGUCGACUUUGAGGUGAAGAAAAACGUGACAAAUGAACCUGUGAAAUACGUAUCCGAUAUAAUGGAAUCGUUGGUGAUUCGUGUUUGUGCGAUUUAUCGGCCGAAUGUCGAAUGGAAGCAUGAUUCGUUUAUGGUCGCUGCCCAGAUAUACCAUGGUACUAGACCCAUGGGUCAUCCUGUUUUGUCACAACCUUGUGUUAAAACCGAGGGGGAUCAUAGAUGGCCGGCGAGGAUUAUUAUCGAUCAUUGGUUUGAUAUGAUGGAUGUGCCCAUAAGUGCCCUUGCGAGAGAAUCAAGACUGAAACUUGUCAUUUAUGGACGUACCAUUGAACCAUCAGAUGAUGCCCAGAAUGAACCCAAAUAUAACCAAGAGGAAAUCGGAUGGGCGAGUGUACAAUUCUUCACAUACGAUGGAACCAUGGUUCAAGGCAACGUCAUUCUAUCAAUAUGGCCGCCCGAUUCGCAAUUCCUCCAUGGAGCACCACCAGCAUUUGGUACCCAUCCCACACCCGAUCAUCCAAUGAUGGACAUCCAAAUCGCAGGUGGCCAACCCAAAACCGAAUUCCCGAAGGUGCCACCCGAUCUGAUACGAAACGUCGUCAAAGGCGACUUUCAAAGUUUAGAUCGUUCAACCCAACAACAACUUGUCGAUAUUUGUGAACAAGAUAUGUUAUGUAAACUACCACCACAAUUACGUGAAGUACUAUGGGAGAAACGUCACUAUUUGUACCAUAUACCACAAGCACUACCAAAAGUACUACUCGCCGCCCAUAGUUGGGAAUAUGCCUUUUUGCCCGACCUACACGGCAUGUUAUAUGCCUGGCAACCCUUACCACCGAUCCAAGCCCUUCAAUUGUUACUACCAACUUUCCCAGAUCUAGAGGUCCGUAAAAUGGCAAUUCGCUGGAUCAACGGCUUAACCAACGACGAAUUGGUUGACUUUUUGCCCCAAUUGGUUGUAGCCCUCCGUCACGAGACCUAUGAGAAUUCGCCACUUGCUCAAUUCCUAUUGGACCGUUCAUUACGCUCGCCCCGAUUGGCCCACCACCUCUUCUGGUUGCUAAGUCACGCCCUUCCCGGUUCCAACCCACAAAAUUUCACACCGGAAUUAUGCGAUGAGAUCACAGUCGCCGAGGUGCGUCAUCAUCGUCGUAUGAAACUCAUGUUGAGGGCCCUAUUGGCGAUUUGUGGUGAUUCGCUUCGCAAUUGUUUUCUAUCACAACAACUACUCGUCAAAGAUUUGAAUGAUUUAGCUGAAACUGUGAAAAAAACAAAAGAAUCACAGCGAACACAAGUUUUAUAUAAUCGUUUGCGAUUGGUCGAUGCGAAUCUUGCUGAUAAUCCGACGAGUUUGCCUUUAAGUCCAACAUUGAGAGUUACAGGAGUUGAGAUUAAAUCGUGUUUUUAUUUUCCCUCGAAUACUUUACCAUUGAAGAUUAGUUUUGUUGAUGGACGAGGGACUGUAAUACCGGCGAUUUAUAAAGUAGGCGAUGAUUUGCAACAAGAUAUGUUGACGUUGCAAAUGGUGAGAUUGAUGGAUAAGUUGUGGUUGAAUAAAGGGUUGGAUUUGAAGAUGGUGGCGUUUGUUUGUGUGCCCACCGGGAAAAAGAAAGGCAUGAUCGAAAUGGUGACGAAAGCUGAAACUUUGCGUAAAAUCCAAGUCGAACACGGUUUAACCGGUUCAUUUAAGGAUAAACCGAUCGCCGAAUGGUUGGCCAAACACAAUCCCUCCGAAUUGGAGUAUCAGAGGGCUGUGGAAAAUUUCACAGCCUCCUGUGCCGGUUAUUGUGUCGUAACUUAUAUUUUAGGUAUAUGUGAUCGACACAACGAUAAUAUCAUGUUGAAAACUUCCGGUCAUUUAUUUCACAUCGAUUUUGGGAAAUUUCUUGGCGAUGCUCAAAUGUUUGGAAAUUUUAAACGAGACCGUGCCCCUUUUGUCUUGACCUCUGACAUGGCUUAUGUAAUCAACGGUGGCGACCGUCCAUCGGAAAAAUUCCAUAAAUUCGUCGAUUUGUGCUGCCAAGCCUUUAACAUAAUCCGAGACAACGCCAACUUGUUUCUUUACUUAUUCACACUUAUGGCGUCGUCUGGAAUUUGUGGUAUGACACCUGAAUCGGUGAUAUAUUUGCAUAAAGCUCUACUUCCACAUAUGUCAAAUCCGGAAGCCGCCGCCUACUUUGCACGUUUGAUUGAAAGUUCACUCAAAUCGUGGUUCACUCAAUUCAAUUUUUUCUUGCACAAUUUGGCACAAAUGAAAUUUGGGAGUGAUCAUGAUCAAGGUUCAUUGUUGUCGUUUGUACCUAAAAGGUACAGUAUGGCAACUGAUGGUAAAUUGGUACAUGUCCAAGUUGUCAGUUAUAAGAAACGUUAUGAUCCUGAUAAAUAUUAUGUUUAUGUUUUGAGAGUGACAAGAGAAGGUGAUAAGAGUGAUAUGGAGAUACAUAGGACCUAUAAGGAGUUUUGCGAAUUGCAUCAAAAAUUGUGUAUUUAUUUUCCCUUGGCCAAGUUACACAGUUUGACAACUGGUCUCCACGUGGGCCGUUCAAACAUCAAACAAGUGGCCGAAAAAAGGUACCAAGAGGUCAGUUCUUUCAUAACAUCGUUAUUCAAGUGUGCUGAUGAGAUCGCCCACUCUGAUCUAGUCUAUACUUUCUUUCAUCCGCUAUUAAGGGACCAGAAAAGUCCGGAGGAUUACGCCCGAAAAAAAGACCGGAAAUCCUCACGAAACCAAGUCGGACGGUUAAAAGGACAGCUGAAACUGUCCUUCCAAUUUUCGAAGGGUGUUUUCCGGGUCAUGGUAUACCAUGUCCGUGAUCUACCAUUACUGACCAAUGGGCAAGAACCAUCAACUUAUGUCAAAGUGUAUCUCAGACCUGAUACUUGUAAAGAAACCAAACGGAAAACAAAGGUUGUGAAAAAAAAUUGUCAUCCGAGUUUUGUCGAAAUGUUGGAGUAUCGGAUGGCGUUUGAAGUGAUACGUGAAAAGAGUCUCCAAGCCACAGUUUGGAAUUACGAUGCGUUACAAGAAAACGAAUAUCUAGGCGGCGUUGAAUUACAAUUGAGCAAUUUUGAUUUAACCAAAGAGACCAUCGAAUGGUACCCAUUGGUCAAUCUGAGUAGAUAGCAAUUGUUUUAAUGAGAUUUAACGGUUUUAUUUAUUGUAUUUAUACCAAAGUUAUAUGAAAUAUAGCAUUCCUUGAUGUAUU